AUGCGCGCUUCAUGGGCCACCCUAUUAGGGCUCCUCGCCGGGAACCUCGGCGGUGUCCUAUCCCAGAGUCCCGGGGACCCUCCAGCAUGGCAAACGGGCGUCCUCACCGACGAUGGCAGCUGUGGCCCUAACUCAUUAGAGGACUACGUUUGCACGCCUACCUGGGGAGCCUGCUGUGGUGCCGAUGGACGCUGCGGAUUUAAAGACGCCUGUGGAGAUGGCUGGGCUACGGCAACUGCAAUAUCCCUUGGACUGGCGUCCCUUCCCCCGACGGCUCUUGUGGCUAUCCCAACUUGUACAACUGCACCAACUCAGGCUUUGGUUCCUGCUGCUCAUCUACCAACUGGUGCGGAGACUCGCCUGGACACUGCGGUGCCGGCUGCCAAUCUCUUUUCGGCAUCUGCACCGAGUCCAACGUCAGUACUGACGGCUCGUGUGGCCCUGCAAACGGUGACAAGACUUGUGCUGGGUCCGGCUUUGGCGACUGCUGCUCGUCAGGAGGCUGGUGCGGCAACACCACUGAUCACUGCGCGGCCGGUUGCCAGUCUGGCUUUGGCACUUGUGAUGCUGGGACAGGAAAUAUUUCCACCGAUGGUCAAUGCGGUGCCAAUGGCAAGACCUGCGCUGGUUCUGGCUUUGGAGACUGCUGCUCGGCAGGAGGAUGGUGUGGCGGUGCCAGUGAUCACUGUGGUGCAGGUUGUCAGUCUGGUUUUGGCACAUGCACCGGCGGGAGCGGUUCCAUCUCGACUGACGGGGAGUGUGGGACAAGGAAUGGCAAAACUUGUACGGGCUCUGGCUUUGGAAACUGCUGCUCUCAGAAUGGCUUCUGUGGUAGCACGACGGAUCACUGUAGCGCUGGUUGUCAGAGCGGGUUCGGGACCUGCAGCGGUGGAAGUGGUUCCAUCUCGACCGAUGGUACAUGCGGCUAUGUGA
Molecule: messenger RNA, 933 nt
Organism: Podospora pseudopauciseta
Lineage: Eukaryota; Fungi; Ascomycota; Sordariomycetes; Sordariales; Podosporaceae
Exons: 2
Coding region: 1-933 (310 amino acids)
Source: RefSeq, a predicted model, not a curated record